This is a messenger RNA of Oryza brachyantha (malo sina), 1674 nucleotides long. RefSeq names its product magnesium transporter MRS2-B. Gene Ontology annotation, biological process: magnesium ion transport. Lineage: Eukaryota; Viridiplantae; Streptophyta; Magnoliopsida; Poales; Poaceae. Gene Ontology annotation, molecular function: magnesium ion transmembrane transporter activity. The coding region runs from base 157 to 1464 and encodes 435 amino acids. The record is from RefSeq and is a predicted model, not a curated record. The transcript is spliced from 5 exons.
AGCCUUUCGACUCCACACCACCACCACAAAAUCCACGCUAUUCGCGCCGCGCGAGACGCGAACCGAAUUUGCGGCUUCUCCAGGGGCCCAUACGCAAAAAGGGGCACCGCCGCCGCCGGACCAAUCAGUCGCUCGCCGUCGCCGCCGCCGAGCGCCAUGGCGGCCGCCGGCGCCGCUGCGGCGGACUCCGUCAAGCAGCCGCUCCUCCUCCACCAGCGGGGGCAGGGGCACGCCGCGUCGCUGUCCUCCCCGUCCCUCCCGUCGGCUCCCCCCGGGGUCGCCGCCGCGGGCCCCGGCCGCCGCUUCCCGGGGGGGCUCGACGUCCCCAACCUCAAGAAGCGCGGCGGGGGCACGCGGAGCUGGAUCCGGGUGGACGCCGCCACGGCCUCCGUGCAGACGCUGGAGGUCGACAAGGCCACCAUGAUGCGGCGGUGCGAGCUCCCUGCCCGCGACCUCCGCCUCCUCGACCCGCUCUUCGUGUACCCCUCCACGAUCCUCGGGAGGGAGCGCGCUAUCGUCGUCAACCUGGAGCAGAUCCGGUGCGUCAUCACCGCCGAUGAGGUGCUCCUCCUCAACUCCCUCGAUAGCUACGUCCUCCAGUACGCCGCCGAGCUGCAGCGCCGCCUCCUCCAGCGCGCCGAGGGCGACGAUCUCCCCUUCGAAUUCCGGGCGCUCGAGCUCUCCCUCGAGGCUGCCUGCUCCUUCCUCGAUGCACAGGCGGCUGAAUUGGAAAUUGAAGCAUAUCCCUUGUUAGAUGAGCUGACAUCCAAAAUCAGUACACUGAAUUUGGAACGUGUCCGGCGAUUAAAAAGUAGACUAGUUGCUUUGACGAGAAGAGUUCAGAAGGUCAGGGAUGAGAUAGAGCAGCUAAUGGAUGACGAUGGAGAUAUGGCCGAGAUGUAUCUCACUGAGAAGAAGUUGAGAAUGGAAUCAUCCUUCUAUGGCGACCAGUCUUUGUUGGGCUACAAUUCAGUAGGUGCUGGGACAUCAGCUUCAGCUCCUGUAUCGCCAGUCUCAUCUCCCACAGAAUCACGGAAGUUGGAGAAAGCUUUCAGCUUGUGUAGGAGCAGACAUGACAGUGUGAAGAGCUCAGAUAACACAGCAACAGAACAUAUUCAAGAGCUGGAAAUGUUAUUGGAAGCAUAUUUCGUCGUCAUCGACAGUAGUCUCAACAAGCUAACAUCACUGAAGGAGUACAUUGAUGACACUGAAGAUUUUAUCAACAUUCAGUUGGAUAAUGUUCGAAACCAGCUGAUCCAAUUUGAACUUUUGCUCACAACAGCGACAUUUGUAGUCGCUAUUUUUGGAGUGGUUGCUGGGGUAUUUGGGAUGAACUUCGAGACUUCUGUUUUCAGCAUAGAGAAUGCAUUCCAGUGGACCCUCAUCAUCACUGGAGUGGUCGGCGCUUUCAUCUUCUGCGGCUUCCUAUGGUUCUUCAAGUACAAAAGGCUGAUGCCCCUGUAGAUCAUAGCUUCCAUAGGAUCAUCGAAUCUACGCUGUUCAGGUACCUGACCAGAAGCCUGAAAUUUCUGCCGAUGUAAAUUACCAUUCUUUUAGAAUUCUACAGCAUACCUACCAAAGAAAUUGAAUGAGAAACAAAAUUUUCAUACUACGAGGCCUCUACUAAAAUGGGGGUGGCAUAUAAGAAAUAAGAUUAAUCAAUCACAGAAGAAA